This is a messenger RNA of Hyaloscypha bicolor E, 2397 nucleotides long. RefSeq lists its product as uncharacterized. The record is from RefSeq and is a predicted model, not a curated record. The transcript is spliced from 3 exons. The coding region runs from base 303 to 2159 and encodes 618 amino acids. Lineage: Eukaryota; Fungi; Ascomycota; Leotiomycetes; Helotiales; Hyaloscyphaceae.
GCCAGCUCACGAUGGUCAUUUCGGAAAAGGUCUCUUGAUACAGAAUGCACAUACUACACGUCUUUUGUGAAUGGCAACCGCCGGACUGCCGGAAAUCAAAAGAGCCGACCUGCCCACGAAUAUCACUACUCACGCAGCAUCCUUGCCAUUGCUAUUACCCCUGGCGGACGACUGUCACCCAGUUUGGAUCUUGAAAUUCCUUCUGAUUAUUUCGACAAAGUACAGUCACUUGAGAAUCUCAACAAUUACUACACUACUUUGGUUACGUUGGUUCAUCUUACUUGUUUGAAGGCAACUAAGCUAUGGCUCCCCAUGUUGAAGCAAAUUCUUUGUCUGAUAUCACGCAACUUGCUUCGAAUCCUCCGAAAUAUCCUCGAAAUCCUACAGAACCAAGAAAAUCAUCCCUCACCCUCUACAUAGCCCGCGUUCCCGGGAGCAAAGAUAUCAUCCUCACAACUCUUAAGCCACAGUUGAAGAAUGUCACCGCGGCUGAUGUAGCCUCUUCUCUCUACUAUUGUCACUUGAACACUGAGGAUGACGUCCGAUUUCUGGAGCAAGACCAGCCAGUGGAAGUGGAGAAGACGGCAGCAUCUAGAGAGAAGCCACUCCCGCGGAAACCCCUUCCCGAGUCUGCCAGAUCUUCUCUUGAUCUCAAUCAUCAGAUGACUUCAGUAUCAUUAAGUCCCGGGGGAAACCAAGGAGUUUCAAAAAGGAAGCCUGUCACUACUGAGCCUGCUGUUCCAUUAUUACAGCAAUCACUUGGCCAAGGGAAACAGAACAUGUUGAGACGACCUUUAGGACCUCGCCCUUUAGUAUCAGAGCCAGCACCCAAGAGAGACUCACUUCCCGGCGCAGAAAACCAACCUUGGCCCUCGGCAUCACAGUCCCAGGAUGGUGCUUCAGCUAUAAGGCAGAUUAUCGAGACAGCCUCGAGUCGCUCAUUUGAGGAGAUGGCUUCCAUUAGAAAUGGAGUAACUACCGAUGAAGCUUUUUCAAUAACUUUAAUUCGUCGAGAUCUUUCUUCCGGAGCUCAAUGGAACGUAGGCAAUGUUUCUGGUCACUCGGCUCCGAACGAAACCAACCAUGGAGGGGUAAGCCCAAAAAAGAAGUCCAAGAAGAGCUAUUUCGACAUAUCAGUUCAUAUUUCAACUCCAGGCUACGGUGCCUUUCGAGUCCCAGUCCCUACUGGCCACACUGCCAAUAGUACUGCGGAUGCGGCCAUCAGUUCUUUAGACAAGAGUCACAUGGGACAUCCGCAGUCCCCAGCGAGUCCAAAUUGGAGCUUUUAUCGACAGGUAAGAAUGGAAGGAUCCAGCUUUUGGAGUCGUCCGUCCAAUCAGCAUGGGAGGACUCGUUCAGAUCUUUCCGGCAGGCGCACCACUACGCAUCGUAGAAGUUCUAGUGGCAGCUCUGGGGGUGGACCAACAGACACAUCUUUGCACAGUUAUGAUUCCGGUCUUGAUCCUGCCGACUCAAAACCGAAGGGAUACAUGUUCGUCAGUCCAUGGGGAGGCCGCUGCAAAUUUGCAACAGGCAGUGGCGGAAGAAGCUUAACGCUCAAGCACACCUUGCUCGCACCAGUAUCAGCAAGUAAUACAACCAACGCUACAUCUCCGCAACAAAUUUCUGCAUAUGUGAGCGAGCUUCGUUUCAAUCUGCCUUCGACAGUAUUGUUCUCAUCUUCGACAAUCAAUUCUGCCAGUAAGCGGAGUAGUUUCGAUUCUAGGACCCUCACCACAUCGAAGUUUAGCAACCUACGCAAGAAAUUAUCUCCUAAUAAAACCCAACCUCCACCUCCACCCCGACCACAUCCGACUUCGUAUGCAGCGAUGUACCCCAGUGACGAAGAAGAAGCCCCUCCUCUACCACCAAGAUCAUUCCAUGUGACAGACUCAAGCGAAGAAGAAGCAUCUCCACCGCUCCCGACCAGAUUACACCCUUUCCCGUACGAGAUGAAUGCCACCCACGGAGAGGAGAUCGAUGAUGAUCCUCAUUUGGACCUCAGCAUCGGUCAAGAGAAGGCGGGAGGUGGAAAUAGAGGCAAACGAGCAAAGCUUGGCAAGCUGGUCAUCCAUCACGAGGGUUUCAAAAUGCUGGACCUCGUGGUUGCCGCGAAUAUUGGUGUAUGGUGGAGUGUUUGGGAAUCUGGCUCGCAUUAGCAUUGGCGUGACAAAAGAUUUCUAGUCACUACAGGAUCAUAUUUCCGACGUACUUCAACCUUCCCUGCACAUAAGUCUCCUCUUGUUUGAAUUCUGGUACGAAUAUGUUACUCGGGCAUGUAGAUCGGGCCCUUUUACAUCAAGCGGUGCUAGGAGAGCUGAUGCUGAACCUAUUACUGGGUUACUAGGUGUAUCCUCUCAAAGUUGAAAUUUCUUCUCGUGUCACUGUUUUAGCCAC